Messenger RNA from Cuscuta campestris, 5100 nucleotides. Lineage: Eukaryota; Viridiplantae; Streptophyta; Magnoliopsida; Solanales; Convolvulaceae. The record is from the annotation of a GenBank genome assembly.
AAUCCCACGAUUUGGACUUGGCCCGCCAAUUCACCUAUUCCCCGGGCUUCGGCCUCUCUUCCUGUUUCAAAAUCGAUUUCUAUUCCUGUCGUGUCUCGAAAUCACAUUUGGCCCCCAUUGGGCUUGCUCCAAGGUCCCGAUAUCCAUCACAAGCCCCCUAGUUUCUAAUUGACGCAUCACUGAGAAACUAAUGAUGAGCCACCUUUGAAUCUUGUACUAGAUCGAAAACGAUCCCACUCCGUAUUCAGAUUCCGUGUCAUAAUGCCUAUAAUCUCAUUUCUCUCUGGCCAUCCAUCCUCCCACUCCCAUUCUCAAUCCAACUUUAGAGAUAUCUCCUCCUGCAAAUUUUAGUUAUAUUCCAAAAUUUCUUAGAAUGUCUUCCAAAUCUACUAACCAAGAGCAAUGACAACCCGAAUCAUCUAUCAUCAAGGACUCAGAGCUGGCUUUUAUGCGUGAUCUUCUUGGCGACCCGUUUAGGGUUCACCACUCAGACACCGUGGGCGGCGUGAACCUCGCUUUCAAUCCAGAGCUGCAUCGCUUUCUUGUGACGCACUACGAUUCAUUCCUUGCCGACUUCAAGUUGCCGCUACAUCCUUUCAUCCGGGAUGUCUACACAAUCUAGGAAGUUUCUCCUGAGUAAUUUUUUAACACCCUAAUUCGUCCAGCCGCCCAUCUUUUCUUCAAUCUUCUGUUGCCCUGCGUGACCCAGUUGCACGGCCGAGUUAGAGGGAGGCGAACAGGCGCCGGAAAGCUUCGCCGGUUUGAUAAGUCGAUUGGUUUGUGUUCCUCCGUCAAUUGAACCAAGGUCAUGCAGGUGUCGGCGUACCCCUGAUGGUAUCCAGGGUUAAAGCGUAUGUACGGGAGUCCGUGACCUGCCUCAGCACCUUCGUGGUAGGGGCUCCAACCCGCCCAAUUGGACACCUUCCAUUGGGUUUACUGUUAGCCUUGGUUUGCUAAGCCUCAUGUUUUGAUGUUAACAAACAAUAUAAGAGCUUAACGUUUGUUUAAGUGUUUCAGGUACAACAAUAAUCCAUUAAGAUUCGGUACUCAAGAAUGAAGUCGAAACACUAAACUAGCGUAGAAUAUAGGUAGAAACCAAUGUAAGGAUAUGAUUUUAUAUACCUAUACUCACAAGCUCAAAAACACUCACAAAAUAUGUUUAAAACCCUUUUAUAAUGAUUUUCAAACAUCUAAAAGGUUUUAAAUAAAAUUAGAAACGAUUUGGACAAAAAUGAAAAAAUUGUCUAAAUGGUCAUAAGGUACCUAGGUACCGUAAGCACGGGACCCCCCUACCGUAAGGGGUACCGUAAGAGGAUAGGUACCGCCAGAGAGUUUUGGCCUGAGAAGGUACCUAGCUACCGUAAGAACGGGACCCCCUACCGACUGGAUGGGACCCCCCUACCGUUACCGUUGGAACACUAUUCCUGAUUGCUGAUUUUUGAAUUAAUUCAACCCUAAUCACCUCCUAACGGCUAAUUAACAUCUUCCACUAUAAAUAUAGGCCUAAUACUUCAUAUUUGAACAAGAAACAAAGCUCUAAACAUCCUCUCUUUUUAUUCUAAGUUUGUUCAUCCUUUUAUUAAUUAUUUUCAAUAUUUUGGCUAUUUUAAGAGCCUUAAGAUCCUGAUUUUAUUACACACACUUUGAGCUUGUGUUUUUAGUUAUAUACUCUCAUAUUCAUAAGUUUAUAUUGUAUUUUUGAGAGAGUAUAAUUUAGUUCUACACCGGCUAAGUUUUUGUUCUUCAUUUUUAUAUUCAAGCCGUUGUGUAGAACCUUUGUUCGUGUUCUUCAAAACACACCUUCUUACGGUCGAGAAUAGCCGUUAAAUUCUCACAUUGUAACGGUUAAGGAUAGCCGUAUAAAUCCUUGGGUAAAGGUUCAGGGAUAGGCUUUGAAAUCCUUGGUGGAGCGGUAGAAGAUAGCCGUUAAAUCUUCAUUGUAAACGGUUCGAGAUAGCCGUAGUGAAAUCUCGGAGUGAAUCCUAUUGGCAAGGGUUGUUUGCCAAACUAGUGUGGUGUUUUGACGGAGUUCAAGAGGCCGGAACUUAGUGGAUUCGGAAAUCCUUGAGGAGGAGCCUCGAGGUACUAGAGUAGGGAGUUCCCGAACUAGUAUAAAAUCGGUGUGUCUUUUACUUAACGAUUUUAUUCUGCGUUUUACUACAAGAAUGUUUGACGAUGUUGUUUUAAAGGCUUCCGCAACGUUUGAAUCAUUACUCCGAUUAAUUAUGAAUUGUUUUUAAAUAAAUCGGCCUAGCAUCGAGUGUUAACACCCUAGCUUAUCGUCAUACAUCAUAUAAGGUUCUUUAGUUGUCUAAACAUCAUUUUUUACUCUAAGAAAUUGUCUUUAUAUUGAUGUUAAAAUAGGAUUUUAUAUCUUCAAAAAUAGCAUUUUUGGACUUAAAAUAUUCGUAAUGGUGGAAGAAUUAUACGUCCCUUCAAGGGUUUUCUUUUCGGUUCUUUCCCUUGACGCUUUUCUUGAACCGACAGGAUUAGGAUUAGGGUUUCUCUAUUACGGAGUAUAUAAAGAGAAGACCCCUUACUUUGUCAAGAAAGCAAUAAUACAAAAGUUUAGUUUAGUAGAAUCUCUUCUUCUCUCCUUUUGCACGUACGAAACUCCCAGGGACAACCCAACGUUUCCGCCUAGGGUUUCUCGUUCUUUUUCCGCCAAGUUUUCCUAUCAACUGGUGCUCUCAUUGACGUUCUCAUGUCGACUCCAACACCCGAGACUCCAGCCCAAGGCGCCAUCACCAUGGACGAUCUCCUACAGGCCAUCAAUAAUCUAAGCGCCGACCUCCAGAUGACUAAGGGCCAGGUGGCGGCGUUAGCGGCAACAGGUUCUCAUGCUGACCAAAAUACACAUCAUCUUCUAGAUAUCCUUAACAAUACACAUCAUUUUCAUAAUCAUCAAUUAAUUCAUUUUUAAUCAUGAUUCAAUCAUUCAUAAUUAUUAUUUUAAUAAGAAUAUUCAUCAAAGUCUGAUCAUAAACAAAAUCAAUAAUAAUCAUCAUAAUAUCCAAUAACAAAUAGCGGCCUAGCAUCGAGUGUUAACACCCUAGCUUAUCGUCAUACAUCAUAUAAGGUUCUUUAGUUGUCUAAACAUCAUUUUUUACUCUAAGAAAUUGUCUUUAUAUUGAUGUUAAAAUAGGAUUUUAUAUCUUCAAAAAUAGCAUUUUUGGACUUAAAAUAUUCGUAAUGGUUGACCGUUGGAUCCGCACGGUCGUUCGUACCGUUCUGGAAAACGCAUGAAAAAUUGAGUUACUAUUCAUCUUCAACCUUCGAUCCAAUUUCUCAAAACACAAUAAAAAGCUUCUAAGCUUUAAACUAACUUCAUAAAAAUGUUUUCUAACAUCCAUAGAUCACUCACAAACAAUUUAUUUGAAGCUUUAACAACAAAACAAUUUUAGUGAUUAUGAAUAUGAAAAUAUUUAUAUUUUCAAAUAUAUAUGAAUCAAUAAGUUUAAGGAUCAUUCAAAUGCGUUCUAAAGUUGUUUAAAAUCAUGGUACAGACCUGGAAAUCAACGAGAUGAAGCUCAACGAACGAACGGGAGCGGAAACAACGCCAAAAGUCUCAAAACUCGUCACUUCCCGUCACCACUGUACCAACCCUGGUUUUCGGGUCAUAUCUCCUUCGUUACUCAACGAAAUCGCAAACCGUUUGAAGCUAUGGAUUCGUAAGACAUAAGGCUAUAACUUUUGUUCGAAACCAGAUUAAAAUAAUGAAGUUUAGAUAGUGUAAAAAUGCUCACAAGUGGGCUGAUUUGCACAGGGGAUGUUUUCUUCAUUCAACUUUCCGGGACAACUUCCGGAAAGAACCGUGGCUACCUCCAGUGACUUUAUCGGUAGCGAUCACUUUGCGGAUUGUUCUCUAGACAACAAGGAGUAGAAUAGAAGAAGAAUGAGGGAGUUUGGUGCAGAAAUGAAAGAGAAUGAAAGGUCUAUUUAAAGGGAGAAGAGGAAGGUUAAGCCAAACAAAUCAGCUUCAAAAAUCCUUCCAGUGGCUAUCCUCUUUCGUAGGGGAUCCUUAGUGUGAUUUGGGGUUAUUUUAUACGCCUCUCCUUGAUUGGGACUAAAAUGAUCCCAAUUGGGGUACAUUUUUUUGUCCAACUUUCUCCAAAUUAAAAUCUGAUUGUACUGUUACGAUAUCUCCUUAGAUAAGAGUAAAAUUUUACAAAAAUAUCAAAAUAAGAGUGGAUAUACUUUAGUUUUCAAAAUAGGAGCGUGAUGGAAAUGUGAUAUAAAAGUAUGAUGGUAGUGCAAAUAAAAAAAUAAACAUUAAAUGAGACUCGUUAAUUGUGGGUCAUUAGUGAUCAACCGUGGUCAGCUCCGACCGACAAUGGCACUUAGAUGAUCUCACAAUGAUGAAUGACAGGACUCCGAAACCUCAUAGUAGCAUUUCAACAACCUCACGGUGGAGGAAGGUUGAUACAGGUCCAACAUUAGAUGAGGAGUUGUCAAAUACGUCCCAUGAUGUUACUAGCCCUACACAUGAAGCCCAUGCGGAGUAUGGGAAUGAUCAAGAAGAUGCCCAAGGAGCGGGACGACCAAAACGGACUAUGCGACGACCUUGACGUUACGGCGAUUACGUUUAAUAUUUUUCUUAUGUUCCUUUUAUAUUUGUAAAUUAUAUUUUGUUAGGUGGAAGAAUUAUACGUCCCUUCAAGGGUUUUCUUUUCGGUUCUUUCCCUUGACGCUUUUCUUGAACCGACAGGAUUAGGAUUAGGGUUUCUCUAUUACGGAGUAUAUAAAGAGAAGACCCCUUACUUUGUCAAGAAAGCAAUAAUACAAAAGUUUAGUUUAGUAGAAUCUCUUCUUCUCUCCUUUUGCACGUACGAAACUCCCAGGGACAACCCAACGUUUCCGCCUAGGGUUUCUCGUUCUUUUUCCGCCAAGUUUUCCUAUCAACUGGUGCUCUCAUUGACGUUCUCAUGUCGACUCCAACACCCGAGACUCCAGCCCAAGGCGCCAUCACCAUGGACGAUCUCCUACAGGCCAUCAAUAAUCUAAGCGCCGACCUCCAGAUGACUAAGGGCCAGGUGGCGGCGUUAGCGGCAACAGGUUCUCAUGCUGACCAAAAUACACAUCAUCUUCUAGAUAUCCUUA